Symbiodinium necroappetens is the source of this 2736-nucleotide messenger RNA. The record is from the annotation of a GenBank genome assembly. Lineage: Eukaryota; Dinophyceae; Suessiales; Symbiodiniaceae.
AUGAGUGAGCUGGUGCACCAUCUGAGUAUGUUCGCACAGGCCACACCGGGAGUCAGUGCGUCAUAUGCCCAUGUCAAAGGCCACUCAGGGGACCCCUGGAACGAUCUAGCUGACUUUGUGGCGAAGACUGCCUCCAGCCAUCAACAUACCUGGCCUGCACCGCCCAAUGACCUCUGUGUGGCUCUAUGUCAACAGGACAUUUCUUGGUUGGCACCGGAACAGGACGCUAGGGUGCACCAUGCGCUUCCGUGCCUAGAUGGUGCCUUAGUAUGGGCUCCUCCACUUCCGGGCGGGAACCUCAUCUCGCCUGAGAAUCUGGUGCCGACGACCUCUGCGGAAGGGGCUGCAGCGACCGAUUGCGCCACCUUUCAGGCCUGCUUCGCGACGAUCAACGUCCAGAGUCUUAGCAAGAAAUGCCAAUAUAUCGAGGAGCAGCUGCAUGCACGAAGCAUCAAUGUUGCUUGUCUGCAAGAGACCAAACUGCCGGGUGGGACCCUCACCUCCAAGCAUUAUCUCCGUCUGCACACUCAUGCUGACUCACACUGGGGUGUUGCCGUGUGGAUCCACCGAAAACUUGGCCUGUGUCGAUCUGGGGACGCCGUCCUCACAGCUGAUGAAAAUGAUGUGGCGAUCCUACAUGAGGACCCACGAUUGAUAGCCUUGCUUGUCACGAUUGGUGAGGUGAGAGUCGGUAUUCUCAGUGGGCAUUGCCCUCAUGCCCACCGUGCUGAAGAACGCGAUGCAUUCCUUAAGACGGUUGGGCCCCUCCUUCAGCGAGUUAAGCAUGCUAACCUGGUGAUAGGAGGGUUCGACCUCAAUGGGAGAGUGCCCAUCAGUUUCUCUGGUGUCAGUGGCAACCUUGAGUUUGGGGACCCUGAUGAAGCUGGUUGGCACUUCGCCUCCCUCCUGGCAGAAGGGGGCAUGUGGAUCCCAUCUAUGUACCAUUGCGGCGACUCUGCCACAUAUACGCAUCCCAAUGGCCAGCAGCACCGUAUUGAUUAUGUCUUCCUUGGUGGUCAGGCUGUUGUUGAGAAAGCCAGGUCUGAAGUCGACGACUCCUUUGACAAUGGCAGCCCGCAGGAGGACCAUAAGCUCCUCACUCUCAGCCUCCAGGGGAUGCUAGAUGCGUCAGGUCGGGUGCGGCACAGGGCCAAACUCUGGAGGGAUAUACUGAUUCGGGCCUUUGCCCAAUGGAAGGUUGCAGGUGAAGGCCACCAUGGAGCAGCCAAAAUCCUCCAGAGAGUAAAGAAGGCAGGCAUGGGUGGGGCCAAAACGCGUCCGCUAUCACGGCCACUGCCCAUGCUCCUACACCCGGACAGUGGGAUGACCAUAGCAACACGCAAACAGCGCGAUCAAGUCUGGAUGCUCCAUUUCGGCAAACAGGAGCAAGGCAGUGCCACCAACAUCGAUGACUUUCUGGCAGAGGCCCAAUGGAGCUGCUAUGAUGGCAAUGUCAUUUGGGAUGUCGGAUACCUCCCAUCCUACCUUGACAUAGAAAAAGUGCUCCAUGAUAUCCCGCGGAACAAGGCUGCGGGCCUUGACAAUAUCCCAGGAGAGGUGCUAAAAGCUGCACCUGCAGCUGCUGCACGUGCUCUGCUCCCCCUCUUUGUCAAAUCGAUGUUGACCCAGCACCAGCCGGUGCAGUGGAGAGGGGGUGUGCUCUUUGAGGCCUUCAAGAGAUCCGGCCUACAAAGCUCGGUUGACAAUUAUCGCAGCCUAUUUGUCUCCAGCUAUGUUGCAAAAGCCUAUCACCGUGUCGUUCGCAACAAAGCACAACAGUACAGCAGAGACGAAAUGCACCCGUUGCACUUGGGGUCCAAGAAACUAGCGCCUGUGACCUUUGCAGCACUCUUUGUCCUUUCACAUUUUCGCCGAUGUCACUCCCGCCACCGCAGUGCCUCCGUUCUCUACUUAGAUACAUCGGCAGCCUACUAUCGCAUUGUCCGAGAACUCGCCGUGGGUGAUAUUAGGGCUGACGAUACUGUGCUGCGAUUGUUCCACAGGUUUGGGCUUUCUGGCGACGAUGUGCAGGAGUUGCUUGAGACUGUGCAAGCAGGGGGAAUGAUGGCACAGGCUGGAGCUCCUGAAGCCCUGCAACAGGUCGUGAAGGACAUCCACCUUCACACCUGGUUUGUCACCAGGUCUUCCUGGAGCGCCGGGAAUGGACCAUGGAAGGAUGAAACCACGGUCAUCGCGAUGAUCCUCAAGGUCCUGCAGAAGCACCCCCUCUACUUUGCCGAGGAGGUGGAGAUCCUUGACAAGGCGAAGGAAGAUGUGGAAGCUCUCGACGAUGAUGAUGUCGCAGACAGCUGCGUGCCUGGAACCCCGGGAUUGCUUCAGCGGGUCCUAAGUGAUGACAGGGCCUGGCACCGACCUGUUGAAGACCAGGCUGUCAGUGCUCGUACGGCUGACCUUUCGCUGCAAUCCUUCCAGUCUGAGUGGGAGAGCCAUGAUUGGGCAGGGCUCUUGAAGCUUUGUAAAGACGAAUGCGUUACCCCUGAGGGUGCACCUGUAAUCCUGGACUUGAAGUGGGAAGCUUCGAGUGUCAAGCCCAGUGGUGCACAAGAAGUCGAAGCCGCGUUUGAUGAUCCCACUUGUUUUGUGCCCAGCCAAGUCCGUGCCUUGUGCAGACAAGCCCUCCAAGGGCUAGUAAAGGAGAUUCAGGCACCGGCAACCUUCUGGGCGAGCCCAUUUGGACUCAUCUUUAAGAGUCUGCGGGCAGCUGUGCAACCAUAA